AAAAUGGAGGGAUUUCAAAAUAACGUGUUCAUCUCAAGGUCAGAUUGAUUAUUUGGAGCACAGAAUAUUUUGAGACUUCAUUUUGUGAUCCUCAGACGGUAUACUGUUGAUGUGACACCACACCUAGCCUACCUCGAAAAUUCCGUAGAAUUCGACUACUACUGCGCUUAUUUGUUCCAAACACUUCGUGUUCUUGCUUUGCAUUGAAUGGAGAAAGCCUCCUGGUUGUAAUUAAAUAAAAUGAACCGAUUGUUUUCAAUCUGCCAGCUUAGUUCACGUUCCUUAUUCAAUUCGCCUUUACUAUCUCUUUGGAAGGAGAACAUUGUCACGUCUGCUUGUACUCUAAACACUUCCAUAUUGUAUUCACCAGUCCGUUGGAAAUCAAAAGGAGGAGGUUUACCUGCCAGUGUUAAAAACAAAAAGAUCUCCCGAGAUGAUGUUGUCCCAGAAGUAUUUCCACUGAUAAAAGCUGAUAAAAUGGAAAAAGAAUUUCAUAAUUUAUUGUCACGUUUUCAAGCUUCUCUUGUUCAACGGUUAAGCUUAAGAAUGACGCCACAGUUAUUUGCUGAUAUUAUGAUUCCUGAAGAAAAUGUUAAACUUGGUCAAGUAGCUAAUCUACUCUUACAGAAUAAUGCUUCACAUCAGAAUACCCCUUUUUCGUCUGGUACUCAGCGCAGAGUUGGCUUAGGCGAUCAAUUCCUACUAGUUGAUCUUACUGGUCGACCAAAUCUAUUGUCAGCUGCACGUAAAGCAGUGAUUGCAUUUUUGGAUCCAUGUAAAGAUGGUUCUGGGGAGAGUAAACUUCAACCAGCUGGUCAGUAUACUUUUACAAUCCGACUGAAUACUGUUAUCACACAAGAAUCUCGUCAAAAAGCACUCAGUCAAGGACGUGAAUUGUUACAACACACAAUCCGUGAAAUGGACAAAGUUCAUCAAACACACAGUAAACUGCUGAAUACUAAACAAGUGAAACAAGAAAUAAGCGAAGACAAUCUUUUCAUUGCCCGGGAAUAUUUACGUGCUUUGGUGAAAGAACAGCAUAAGCUGGCUGAGACAUUAUGGGAGAAGAAACGUGUUGAAUUAGAAGGGGAUGCAAACUGCUGAUGGACAAGGUAAUGAUUUUCUACGAUUUCAGAAGUGGUUUAGUUACUGUGGGUAAACACUCAACCCCAUCCCACCUAACCAUGUACUAACUAACUAACUAACCGAAUGAGCAGUUGUCAGUGUAUUAUAUAUAUAUAUUUAUGAAUC
Messenger RNA from Trichobilharzia regenti, 1251 nucleotides. Lineage: Eukaryota; Metazoa; Platyhelminthes; Trematoda; Strigeidida; Schistosomatidae. The record is from the annotation of a GenBank genome assembly.